Spodoptera litura is the source of this 3412-nucleotide messenger RNA. NCBI's taxonomy places the organism in Eukaryota, Metazoa, Arthropoda, Insecta, Lepidoptera, Noctuidae. The record is from RefSeq and is a predicted model, not a curated record.
ACCAAUUACUGUUUUUGAAAUCAGUGCUGGACACAAACGCAACAGAAAAUAGUCUCGAAGAGGCAAGUCAAGAAAAUAAAAGUGCAAGAUCUUCUGAUCUUGAGACUCAACAGUCUGCAUCAAAGUCGCUUAGAACAAAAAGGAAGAAAAAAAUACCAAACGAAGAAUCCGAUACAGACCCUCUAAUUUCAGUUCUGCAUAAGACCAUAGCGACUACACAGAAUGAUUCAAAUUGUGACAGACUGUUUCUUUUAUCCCUCCUCGAAAGAUUUCAAACAAUCCCUGCUGCAAUGAAGACCAAAGCGAAAAUGGAAAUCAUGGAAAUUAUAGAAAAAUACCAACCGAACUGUACACCUACAACAGCGCGCAUAAACUAUUCAAGUAAUUUCAAUACUCUUAACGACCAAGAAUAUGACCCUAAUCGACCGAGUUAUUCAGGUUAUUCUACUACCAACAGGAUAUCAGAUGAUUCAAAUUACAGCGAUAAUCAUACUCAUUAUUCUGAUAUUUCUCAAAAUUCAGAAAUGAUAGACCUAUUUCCCAAUUUCAAUGAUUAAUUUUUCACAAUUGCCAUUUUUUAAGUUAUGAAAAUACAAAUAAUUUGAUUAUCUACUUCAGUUUUUUAAUAUUUAAAAACAUGUUAUAAGCAAGCCCUUUUCCUCUCCUUUUCAAAGUCGUAAAAUAGAAUACUACUGAACAAUAGUUCAUAAAUUUUUUAAAGUGGCAAAACCUUGGUCAAUGAAUUUUACAGGUUGUUGUGAAAAACACAACAGUGGUGGUUUAGGGCGAUUCAGAAACGAGUCUUGUAUAAUUCAAAUUUACAAAAAAUCCAUUUAGCAGUUUAAGUAAAAAAAGGCCCUAUCACAUUAUUUUUAUUUUUCCUGUACACAAUACUCCAUUCCGAAACACCCUUUAAAAUAUAUCACGUAUUUUUUAAACAUUCUGUAUUUAAAAAAGAAAAAGCUUACCUUAUUGUUAUUACUAAUUUUUCUUCUGCUGGAAUGCAUUUCCGAUAGUUGUUACCAGUUCCAGUAAUUUUUGGUUUUAUUGUAUCCAGUAACAGGUUAAAAGUAUUCGUUGACAUUUUCAUGUAAUUAAAGAAUCUCUUCUCAUACAUUUUUAAAUCCAAAAAAUAAGUAUAAUAUAAUCCUUUAGUCUUUCUCUCGCAAAGUAAUGGAUGCACCCAAAACUGUCUUUUACGUGAAAUCUUCCGUUUUCGUUUUCGUAGUAAAUACACAAGCACAGUUAGCGUGAUUAUCUUCUGCACGUCCAUCUUGACACACCCUUGGAAGUCGACUGCAAAUUUUUCGGCCGUCCACAUGUCGCGCUUGCCUACGCAACGGCGAGUAUGAAAUCGCCACAGAGCGCGCGCACCUGGUCGCACGCGACCAGCGGCCACACUUAGCCGCAGCGGCCAGCGAGAUCGGAGCGGCGCGUUUGCGGCCAGUGUUCAGUCGCUGGUCGCUGCGGCCACUGAGAUCUAUAGUAUUGUAGUAAAAUCACCAGUGUGCGCGCACUAGCCAUGGCGGCCGCACGUGUUGUAGAGCUACAGCGUGAUUUGUAAUUAUCGCGAUCAGGGAUGUUGCGAAUAUUCGCAUCCGCAUCCGCAUAUGCGGAACAUCCGCAUCGAAUUAGACAUCCGCAUCUGCAUCCGCAUCCGCAUAAACCAAUGCGGAGGUGAUGCGGAUGCGAAUGUGUAGCAGGUCGCGACAAGAAAGAAAAGGGAGGGGCGUGUGACGCCGCACCGCACGUGCUCAUUGGCCAAUAGGAUAGCAAUAAUUUUGUUUUGAUUGGACAUCGGUGCAUCGGCGACGGAGACGCGCGUGCCUCGCUCGCUAUUGUUUGUUGUGAUUUGGUUUUGAAUGUGACAAGAUUUGACGCGCACGUUUGUUUUUACUGUAUUUUAUUAGGAAGUGUUACCGCAUACAACAUUUUACGCUAUAGUGAGUGGCGCUGACGGAAUGGAAUAUCUCAAGUGAUCAAGUGCAUUGCAUGAUUCGAGACGAAGGCUCCAAUAUGAAAAGGGCGAUGCGAUUGGCAAAAUUCCAAGACUUGGAUUGUGCAAUUCAUAUGAUGCAACUUGCUAUCCGAAGUUGUUUAAACUCACAAGAAAAUAUAAAGGGUACCAAACAAAAAUGUAAAAAAAUAUCCAUGCAUUUUAACCAUUCUACUAUAGCCCAAACACAACUGCACAAAAUCCAGGACAGGCUCAACCAACCAAAUCUCAAAGUUUUUCAAGAUUGUGUCACACGAUGGAAUAGUACUUUUUAUAUGUUAGACCGUUUUUUGAAAGUAAAAGAUGCCUUAAGCCUUUACAUAAAUGACAGCGAGAUUGACCUUAUUUUACCAGAAGAGUGGAAGAUCAUAGAAUGUUUGGUUGAUCUGUUGAAACCUUUUGAAGAAGCCACACGUGAACUUAGCAGUUCUCAAACUCUCAUUUCAUCAGUGAUUUCAAUAAUUCGAAUGCUUACGCAAAAAGUUAGUGACUACUUGGCAGCUACACCGGUGUCUCCAAUUUACCAUGCAGCCACAACUUUAAAAGCUGAAAUUUCAGGAAAAUUUUCCACCUUGUUGGAAGAGGAUAACUUAUAUGUCAUAGCCACUUACUUAGAUCCUCGCUAUAAGAACAAAUUUUUUACAUCAGUAUCCGAGGAAAGGAUUAAAGAGGAAAUAUUGAAAAUUUGCAGAAACACCCAAGACAUUUUGGUUUCUCGGUCAAUAUCUCCAAGAGUGAAGAAAAUGAGAAUGACAGAUUCCAUGGAAAUAGAUACGGAACAACCAGGGACCUCAGGUACAAGGCGUAAAUCCUGUUUAAUCAGUGAUCUUGCCAAGAUGCUUGAUUCAUCAAGUGACGAUGAGAGUUGGGAAACACCAGAAAUUGUCAGCCCUGACGCAAUGCUCAAGAAAGAGUUACAUAGUUUCCGCAAUAAGAAGCGAAUCAGCUUAAACGAGAAUCCUCUUAAAUGGUGGAGUGUUAAUCAAUGCGAGUUAAAACUGCUGUCUCAAAUAGCACGCAAAUUUUUAUCAGCUCCACCAGCCAGUGUUCCAAGUGAACAAUUAUUUAGUGAAGCAGGAUUAAUAUACACACCCUUGCGAAACAGACUGGAGUCCGAAAAGGCGGCCAUUCUACUUUUUAUUAAAUACAAUGCUCCUUUAUUUAAAUUUGAUUAUUAAUCAAAAUAAUUAAGCCGAUUCUCUCACAACUUUUUUAUGAAACUGUGAAUUGUGAAACACCGCAAGUAUGCCGCUGUCUUCACACCUAUUGUUAUUUAAUUGUGUCUGUAAUUACGAUACUUGAAAGGUUAAAUAAAGAUAGAAUAAAUAUUACUGUUUUUUUUACCCUAACAAACCCACAGAUAAGUUUUUUGUACAGAUCCGCAUCCGCAUCCGCGGAUGUGAGUCAUCGCACCGU